Molecule: messenger RNA, 1842 nt
Organism: Miscanthus lutarioriparius
Lineage: Eukaryota; Viridiplantae; Streptophyta; Magnoliopsida; Poales; Poaceae
Source: the annotation of a GenBank genome assembly
AUGGAGCUUGAGGACGAUGGUGCCAUGGGAGGAAGAGGAACUGGUGGCACGUGGACAGAGGAGGACCGAGCUCUCGGCGCUGCCGUGCUUGGAGCAGAUGCCUUUGCAUAUUUAACGAAAGGAGGUGGUGCCAUAUCCGAGGGCCUUGUCGCUGCGUCUUUGCCGGAUGACUUGCAGAACAAACUCCAGGAGCUUGUCGAAUCCGAGAGCCCUGGCACUGGUUGGAACUAUGCCAUCUUCUGGCAGCUCUCGCGCACAAAGUCUGGUGAUCUCGUCCUUGGAUGGGGGGAUGGCAGCUGCCGUGAGCCCCGAGAUGGAGAGGUGGGAGGUGCUGCUUCUGCAGGCAGCGAUGAUACCAAGCAGAGGAUGCGCAAACGUGUGCUGCAGCGGUUGCACAUUGCAUUCGGGGUUGCUGAUGAGGAGGAUUAUGCCCCUGGUAUUGAUCAGGUUACAGAUACUGAGAUGUUCUUCCUAGCAUCUAUGUACUUUGCCUUUCCCCGUCGCGCUGGUGGCCCUGGCCAAACAUUUGCAGCAGGCAUCCCCCUCUGGGUUCCCAAUAGUGAGCACAAGGUAUUCCCGGCCAACUACUGUUACCGGGGGUUCCUCGCAAAUGCGGCAGGAUUUAGGACUAUUGUUUUGGUGCCAUUUGAGAGUGGUGUCCUUGAACUGGGCUCAAUGCAGCACAUAGCUGAGAGUUCUGAUACUAUCCAGACCAUACGGUCUGUAUUUGCAGGGACAAGUGGUAAUAAGGCUGCAGUACAGAGACACGAGGGAAAUGGUCCUGCUCCUCCUGAAAGGUCGCCUGGUUUGGCGAAGAUUUUUGGGAAGGAUUUGAACCUUGGCCGGCCUUCAGUUGGGCCGGCGGUUGGUGUAUCUAAGGUAGAUGAAAGGACAUGGGAGCAGAGGAGUGCUGCUGGUGGGACCUCAUUGCUACCGAGUGUCCAGAAAGGAUUGCAGAAUUUCACUUGGAGUCAGGCUCGUGGCCUGAAUUCUCAUCAGCAGAAGUUUGGCAAUGGUGUGUUGAUUGUGAGCAAUGAAGCUGCACACCGCAACAACAGAGCAGUGGACAGCCCUAGCGCAACACAGUUUCAGCUUCAAAAGGCGCCUCAGCUUCAGAAAUUGCCGGUUGUUCAGAAAACACCACAGCUAGUGAACCAGCAGCCGAUGCAGCCACAGGUACCUAGGCAAAUUGACUUUAGCGCCGGGAGCAGUUCCAAGCCUGGUGUGUUGGUUACAAGGGCAGCAGCAGUCCUGGAUGGGGAGAGUGCAGAGGUGGAUGGCUUGUGCAAAGAGGAAGGGCCACCACCUGUUAUAGAGGACCGACGGCCAAGGAAGAGGGGAAGAAAACCAGCAAAUGGGAGGGAAGAACCACUUAAUCAUGUUGAGGCUGAGCGCCAGAGGAGGGAGAAGCUCAACCAGCGGUUCUAUGCACUUAGGGCUGUUGUGCCAAACAUAUCGAAAAUGGACAAGGCGUCCCUGCUGGGCGAUGCGAUAACGUACAUCACUGACCUCCAGAAGAAGCUCAAAGAGAUGGAGACAGAGAGAGAGAGGCUCUUGGAGUCCGGUAUGGUGGACCAAAGGGAGCGGCCGCCUAGGCCAGAGGUGGACAUCCAGGUGGUGCAGGACGAGGUUCUUGUUCGAGUGAUGUCUCCAAUGGAUAACCAUCCAGUCAAGAAGGUCUUCCAAGCGUUCGAAGAGGCAGAAGUCCGCGUAGGCGAGUCAAAGGUGACGGGCAACAACAACGGGACAGUGGUGCACUCUUUCAUCAUCAAGUGUCCUGGCACUGAGCAGCAAACGAGGGAGAAAGUGAUAGCGGCAAUGUCUCACGUGAUGAGCAGUUGA